Molecule: messenger RNA, 3774 nt
Organism: Melitaea cinxia (Glanville fritillary)
Lineage: Eukaryota; Metazoa; Arthropoda; Insecta; Lepidoptera; Nymphalidae
Exons: 2
Coding region: 1-3774 (1257 amino acids)
Biological process (GO): DNA integration
Molecular function (GO): nucleic acid binding
Source: RefSeq, a predicted model, not a curated record
AUGUCGAAAACAGGAAAAUUUGUCAACACGCAGCCGCGAAUUAAAACAAGUAAGUCAGACAUGUUGCCGAUAACAAGUACAUUUGCGCCGAUCGACUUAACAUCCAAUAACUUACCUUUAGCUUGGAGGAAGUGGCUUACUAAGCUAAAAGUCUACCUAAGAGCCAACAAUUUAGACAAUGAAUCAGACGGUAGAAAGGUAGCGAUUCUCCUUAAUUUCAUAGGGUCGGAUGCACUCGAGAUCUAUUAUUCUUUUGACCUAGACCUGGACAACUUGUCUUUCGAUGAGCUAUGCAAUAAAUUUGACAAUUAUUUCACACCUAAGAUUAACAUUACAGUCGAGCGUCACAAACUUUUUAGUAGGAAACAGGCACCAAAUGAGUCAAUCGACGCAUAUGUCACAGAUAUAAAGAACAUCAGUCACUCUUGUGAGUUUGGAGCACUCAGGGAGGAUUUAUUAAAAGAUAUUUUCAGCUGGAACUGUAACAAUCCAUACUAUAAAGAAAGAAUUUUGAUAGAGAAACCCAAGACGCUAGAUGAUGCUGUCAAUAUAGCCAAAAGGUGUGAAGCAACCAAGCAGCAAACUAAAGCAUUGGAGGAUGCAUCACUACACUUUAUAGGAAGAGUCUCGAGAUCCCCAUCCCGUCGUGAAGCAGCAAUACCAAGGAGCACAACAAGGUACCGACGUUCAGCAUCAAAUACAUCAAGAUCAAGGAACACAUGUGAUAGGUGUGGACAAGUGCACAGGUACAAGUGUCCUGCAAAAGAUACAGGUGCAGACACAAACAUAAUAUCCAUACACAUAUUUAACACACUAAACAUGUCGCAUGAUACUAUUUGCAGAAGUCCCAAUAAACUAUCUACAUUCAGUGGAGAGGUUAUACCUCUAGUAGGUCAAUGUCAGUUGCCAAUUACGUUCAAAAAUAAAUGUUAUACAGUUAAAUUUCAUAUAGUAGACAUAAAAUGCCAAAAUAUAAUAGGCAGAGACACAUGUAGGUCAUUAAAUCUAGUAAAAAAAGUUAAUAGUGUGUCCUUCCAGAUAAACUGUCAAGACAUAGUUGAGUCAAAUGCAGACUUAUUUGAAGGGCUAGGUUGUCUUACAGAUUUUUACUGUGAGUUAACCUUGAAACCCAAUGCAACCCCGUUUAUAGAGGCGUGUAGAAGGGUACCAUUCCAACUACAACAACCACUAAAGCAAGAGCUGGAAGCCAUGGAGCAGAGUGGAGUUAUUCAAAGAGUCGAAGAGCCUACGGAAUGGGUAAGUGCAUUAGUCUUAACUUCAAAAAGGAAUGGUAAAUUACGUUUGUGUAUUGACCCUAGAAAACUUAAUCAGUCAAUAUUAAGAUCUCAUUUUCAAUUUCCAACUCUAGAUGAAAUUAAAUCAAGUCUUGCCGGAGCUCAAUAUUUCACAACAUUAGAUGCUAAUAAAGGGUAUUGGAUGUUAAAAUUAACAGAAGCUUCUUCAAAGCUAUGUACAUUUAUUACACCCUUUGGACGGUAUAGGUUCACUAGAUUACCUUUCGGUAUCAAUGCAGCUCCAGAGAUAUUUCACAGAGAAAUGGUAAAAAGAUUUGGUGAUAUUGAUGGUGUCAAAAUUAUGAUGGAUGAUUUUCUUAUUUAUGGUAGGACUAUAGAAGAGCAUAAUGAACGGUUACAAAAAGUUUUACAAAGGGCACGUCAAAUUAAUUUAAGAUUUAACAAAGAAAAAUCAGUUUUUUGUCAAGAACAAGUAAAAUAUUUAGGUCAUAUAUUCAGUAAGGCAGGAGUACAAGUCGAUAAGUCAAAAGUAGAAGCUAUUUGCAAUAUGCAGAGUCCAAAGAAUAUUACAGAGUUACAAAGAUUUCUAGGUAUGGUCAACUAUCUUGGUCCGUUUAUAAAAAAAUUGUCACAGGAAAUUAGUCAUUUAAGAGCUCUUUUGUCGAAAGAUACUGUAUGGUGUUGGUCAGAUCACCAUGAAGCCCAAUUUAAUAACAUUAAAAAGAUAAUUAGUUCUACGCCAGUCUUAACAUAUUAUGAUCCGAACAGAGAACUAAUUUUGUCUGUAGAUUCAUCAAAAGAUGCUAUGGGUGCAGUUUUGUCACAUGACAAGCAACCAAUUGCAUAUGCAUCAGCAUCACUAACAAAAUGUCAGCAAUCAUACUCACAAAUAGAAAAAGAAUUGCUUGCAGUACUUUUUGGUUGUACCAAGUACCAUCAGUACAUAUAUGGUCAGUGGGUAACAGUGGAAACCGACCACAAACCCCUUAUAACAUUAUUCAAAAAAUCAUUAUAUGAUAUACCUCCAAGAUUGCAAAGAAUUAUGUUAAGAUUGCAGCCAUAUGAUUUAAAUGUAGUAUAUAAACCAGGCAAGUACCUAUACAUUGCAGAUACACUGUCCCGAGCAGCGUUGAAUGAAACUUGUUUGUCAGAAGUAGAUCAAGACAUAGAUCUACAUAUCAAUUUAAUAAUGUCAAAUUUAACAGUCAGUCCUGAAAAGUUAAAAGAGUUACAAGAGCAUACUGUCAAAGACCAAACUUUGAGUAAAAUUAUACAAUAUUGUUUAAAUGGGUGGCCUGAGCAUAAAAGAUCAGUCAGUCAGUCAGUCAAAUGUUAUUUUAAUCUAAAAGAUCAAUUAUAUGUAAUUGAUAAUAUAGUAUUCAAGUCUAAUUGCAUUAUAAUACCCGAGUCAAUGAGAGAUUAUAUAUUACAAAUAAUUCAUUCUGGUCAUCAAGGAGUGAAUGCAUCUAUUCGUCUAGCUAAAACUACAGUUUACUGGCCAAAUAUGCAUACUGAUAUAGAAAAGUAUGUAAGUCAAUGUAAUAUUUGUCUAUCUUAUCGUAGAAAUAAUAGUAAAGAGCCUAUUAUCCAACAUGAGUAUGAAAACAUACCAUGGUACAAAGUUGGUGUAGAUAUUUUUGAGUUUGAAAGAACAAAAUACCUAAUUGUCGUAGACUAUUACUCAAAAUAUAUAGAGCUGGCCAUGUUAAAGUCAGGUUACACAGCUAGUAUAGUGAUAACACAAAUAAAGUCAAUACUGGCAAGACAUGGUAUCUGCCGGAUUUUGAUCUCGGACAACGGUCCUCCGUACAAUAGUAAGGAAUUUAGUUUAUUUACUAAGGAAUGGGAUAUAGAACAUAUAACUACAAGUCCAUAUUUAAGUAGGUCCAAUGGUCUAGUUGAAAGGUCUAUUGGAACCAUUAAAAACAUGUUAAGAAAGUGUAAAACAGAUAUGUCAGAUAUGUAUUUAGCAUUAUUACUAUACAGAAAUACCCCUAAACUAAGUCAAUACUCACCUGCUGAGUUAAGUAUGUCUAGAAAGCUACGUACAAUCAUUCCUACAGUAAAAUAUAAUUUAAAACCUAGGCUUUGUGAUGUUAAAAAGGUACAGGAAAGAAAUGAAAGACAGAAGUCUUAUUCUAAAUUUUAUUACAAUAAACAUACAAAAAUAUUAAAACCAUUAGCUAUAGGUGAAAAAGUCUUCUUCAAACACAAACCUGAAGAUAAAAAUUGGUUGCCCGGAGUGAUUUCUCAAGUAGGUCCCACACCUAGAAGCUAUAUCAUUGAUAGUGAAAAAGGUAGGUUCAGGAGAAACCGUCAGUUUAUCCUGAAACAGUCGGUGCAUACACCAAACUCUGAACAGCACACAACACAGUCUUAUCAGCACACAACACAGUCUCAGCCAGUAUCUAAAAAUGGAAACACUGUAUCAGAUCCACAAAUACAUCAGCAUUCAAAGGCACGAUCUCGAUAUGGACGUGUUUAUAAACCAGUCAACAGGUAUGGGUUUGUAACAUAA